Molecule: messenger RNA, 828 nt
Organism: Panicum virgatum (switchgrass)
Lineage: Eukaryota; Viridiplantae; Streptophyta; Magnoliopsida; Poales; Poaceae
Product: tol-Pal system protein TolA-like
Exons: 3
Coding region: 1-828 (275 amino acids)
Source: RefSeq, a predicted model, not a curated record
AUGCUCCUCCGCUCGCAGCGGCUGAGGGAAAUCUCGCGCAAUAAAAACACCGAGCUGGCCCGGUUGUACUCCCAGGUGUGCUGGCUUGGGCAGUACAAUGCCAAGUUGGUCGUUCGAACAAUUGAGGCCAACACCUUGGUGACCGACCUAGGGGUGCGCCAGCGUGUGCUGGUGGAGGAGCUGGCACCGGCCGCCAACGAGCGCGACGCCCAGAGUGCUGCGGCGGAGCGGAAGGCCCAGGAGGUUGAGGUGCAGGCUACCGAGCUAAAGCGGAAGGAGGCCGAGCUCCAGGGCAAGGAGGCUGAGCUCCAACGCGAGAAGGCGACCAUCGCCACGCUCUCCGUGACCCUCACUGAGAGGGAUGCCGCCCACGCUAAGCAGGAUGCGGCCGCUCGUAGCACGGAGGCUGCCCUCAAGGAGAAAGAGGACUCCUUGUCCACGCUCCAGGAAGCCGCACGGGCCCAGGAGGAAGAGGCGCGAGGGUUCAUCGCGGAGUUGAAGAAAGCGGUGGCGGACGAGACCGCGGCGAAGGAGGCUGUCAACACCGUGCUCACGGCGGCGCAUGACGAUUGGAUCACCGAGCAUGACAAGAGCACCUUCCGCCUCGGUCUUCAAUGGGCCCUCGCUGUGGCCUCGAUGCACUACGACCUGGACCUCGCGAGGGUGUCGUCGGGGUACGUCGUUGCGUCCGGUCUCGAUGCAGACGCCACGUCGGCUGCCAUGAAUGAUGCUGAUGCCGCCGUCGAGGAGUUCGCCACCGUCUUAGCCAAGAAGCUUGAAGAUGACAUCCCUCCCAUAGCCGAAUUGGAUGCUGUUGAAGAUCCGUAG